This is a messenger RNA of Rhizophagus irregularis DAOM 181602=DAOM 197198, 606 nucleotides long. Lineage: Eukaryota; Fungi; Glomeromycota; Glomeromycetes; Glomerales; Glomeraceae. The record is from RefSeq and is a predicted model, not a curated record.
AUGCUAAUUAAUAAUAAUAAUACAAAAAAACAUCACAAAAAGAAUAAUUAUAAUGAAAUUGCUGAUGUAUCCAAUCCUUUUUACAAUAAUCCUGGCUUUAAUAAUAUUUCAGGUUUAGGUGAUGAUGGUGAUGAUGCAUUAGUUAGUGAUUCCUUUAAUGAAACUAAGGAUUGGGGCAAUGAUGAUGAUAGUGCAUGGAAAUCAUGGAAUGAUUCAGAAAAUGUAGAAGAUGAAAUAAAAGAAUUUGAUUUAGAUACUGAUCAAUCAUCUAAUCUAAACAUAUUAGAAGAUGCUUCAAAUGGUUUGGAAAGUGAUAUCAUUAAUCCAUAUACUUAUCAGAUGACUGAAAAAAUAAAAGAAUUAAAAAAACAAUUAUUAGAAAAACAACACAGUCAGUUAACAGUUACAGAAUACAAUUAUAAAAGAAUAAUAUUUGAAUAUUUUAUCCUAUUAAACAGUAAUAAUAAUGGGUAUGGACAAAUGGAUAUUAGUUUAGAGAUUGCUCAAAAAAUCUUUAUUAAUGCAUCUAAACAUAAAAAAUAUCAAAAACCAGUUAGAGUGAUUGAUGAUGAAGAUGCUGCAGAAAAAUGUUAUGUUUGGAUCUGA